AUGGUAAACUUUGAGGAUUGCUCGUUCAGCAAUCCAGUCACAGUUUCGGCCAAGAAGAAUACCUACCUACAAGAUAAAGCCAAGAUAGAGCUGUCCCUUUCUUGUAACUCUGACGGCACCCUGACUCUAGAAUCCAGGGGCAGGCAGCGAACCAAAAUUUCUAAGGUAGUUGCAAGCAAGGUGGGAUUCUUGAGGGCUGAAGGAAGUGACGCCAGCGGCGUCUUGCAGAUUGCCACCCACUUGAAGAUUAUAUUCACGGACAACAAAAUCGUGGAUAGCGGCUACGACCUCCUGUCCAUUAAGUUUAAUUUUGCAGGCUUCACACCAGACAUUAAUAACAUGAAAUACUUACUGAGCGUUCUGAAGGACUUGCCAACGGACAAAUCUACUUUGCCGGGGAACCGGCAAUCCACUUCCUCAGACAUGACGACAGCCGCUGUAAACUCUGCGGUCACUAGAUUGCCCUUGGCACAAGAUCAGUCCAUCUACACCUUCUUGAUGGAGAGAAAUGUGCAAUGUGAAACGCUCCCUUCUUGCACCAUUAUGGCUGCAGACGAUGAGUCGGCCGGCUACGAUGAGAGUUGUGAGAUGAACGCACUGUAUGUCGAGCUGGCCAAUUAUGAGCCGGUGCGAUUGAGUGGAGCCAAUUCCUCACAAAACGAAGGCUAUCUCUGUGCAGAUCCUGACCCAGAUCUCAGUAACAUAGGCUUUAGACUCAUAUUUCCCAAGGCUAGCAUAGUAGAAUGCGCACAAGGAGGUGACAGAGGUUCACUCACAAAAGCCGACAGUGAUGAAGGAGAGAAUCCUUGGCUUAAGCUGGUAAGACUCGCAGAGAAUACUUCCUUCAAGGGAGCUCCAGAGUUAGUAUCGGAGUCUGGCCCUAUCUACCCUGAUCUGGAGCAGGAGCCUAGCUCUCAAGAAGAAAUGCCCGUUGAAGAUGCAUCCUUAUCGACCUCCUUGCCCGUUAGUAAUAUGGUGAGGGCUAGCAAACCAAACACUCAAGCCACCUUCAGGCAAGAGUCUAUCAAGUCAACUGAUGGUAACAAUAGUGAGCAGCAGGAACCUGACAGAGCCUUGGUGUCCUACUUCUCGAGUGGUAAGAACUUACAAUCCUUUUAUAAACAUUAG
Molecule: messenger RNA, 1128 nt
Organism: Giardia duodenalis
Lineage: Eukaryota; Fornicata; Diplomonadida; Hexamitidae
Exons: 1
Coding region: 1-1128 (375 amino acids)
Source: RefSeq, a predicted model, not a curated record